This is a messenger RNA of Aspergillus versicolor CBS 583.65, 919 nucleotides long. Its product is annotated as Zn(II)2Cys6 transcription factor domain-containing protein. The coding region runs from base 299 to 919 and encodes 206 amino acids. Lineage: Eukaryota; Fungi; Ascomycota; Eurotiomycetes; Eurotiales; Aspergillaceae. Gene Ontology annotation, molecular function: sequence-specific DNA binding; DNA-binding transcription factor activity, RNA polymerase II-specific; zinc ion binding. The record is from RefSeq and is a predicted model, not a curated record. Gene Ontology annotation, biological process: positive regulation of transcription by RNA polymerase II. The transcript is spliced from 2 exons. Gene Ontology annotation, cellular component: nucleus.
GGCGUUUAUUCACUGUAUAUAGAUCGGACCAAUGAUAUACUUUGUUUAUAGAUUAGAGACAGAUAAGGAUAACGUUGUGUGAAUACAACUGACUCCACUAGUUUGUUUGUAAUAAUUAGAUGUAGGUCGAAAUAUACGGCCGCUAUCCCGUUGCAACAUCAAUCUGGAAACAGUAUCAGUCAUAAAGAUGCGUGAAUACGUUAUAGUACUAGUUAUUUGCUAGUUCACUCCAACAAUCUGAGACCCGGCUGGCCGCAAUAUCCGACCUCCAAAUCACUGAUAGCACCAGAAAUUGAUCAUGCGCCGGUUCAAGGGCAGAUCAGCCAAAGCCUGCCACUAUUGCCACACCCAGAAAGUGAAGUGCAGCGGUGAACGCUCCUGUACCAGAUGCCAAGCGUCCCACAGAGACUGCAUCUUUGCCUCCAAAGACCGUUUAGUAACGGUGCCGGAGAAUUAUGUACACACACUGCAGAAUGAGGUUCAUCAGAUCAGGCAGCUGCAAGCCGAACGGGGCCCUAUACCGGGAAACGCCGAGCGCCAAAGUCUGCAUGAUGCGAACCCUGAACGGCUGAUUGAGAAUUCAACGACGGAGUACUUUGUAUCGAAGCUCAAGGGCGCAUGCUCUGCUUCAGAGGGUGAUCGAUAUCAGGAGAAUGGUAUUCCAGAAACACCUGAGAGUACUUCAAGAAGUGGGCUUUCACACCCCCAGCACUCGAUCUCCAACUACACCUAUGUCCCGUUAUAUUAUGGAAGCAGUAAGCUGGAAUCCACAUAUGGAGUGCUAUGCACCGAUCAGAUAUCUGCAGAUGCAAAAGUAGCUGUCAAGCUACCCCAUACUCCUAGGCCAUAUACCUUCCUAACCAUGUCGAGACUUUCAUCGGCUCCGACUGGCACUGGUACCACAGGCAGCAUUCCUUGA